GUACAACAGGCAGUGAAGGGUUAAACAGUGAGUCUUUUCGUCCCACCUCCCUCUCCCUCCCGUUCAUAUCGGUGUCGUUAACCUCAUUCUUCGUUCUGUGUCCAUAAUGGCUGUUUGUUUUGCUUUGAGCUCUGCAGAAAGGCUCGGAUUCGGUUUUCUGAGACCCACGGCAGCGGCCACAGGCUUCAGGAGAGCAGCAGGAAAUGCUGCGGCUGCUUCUGUCAGUGUCCAGGACGGCCACAGAAAGCUGAAGACUGAGGCUGACCUUCCAGAGAUCAAAAUCUUUACCAUGUUGUAUCAAAUGCUCUUCAAAGGGUACCUCAACAGCAUACAUGAGCUACAGAUAUAUCAAAAACAGGUUUAUGGCCCCUUGAGCAAAAUCAAUUCUGGAAACCUCCAAGGCAUUUCAAUAAGCAGUGUGGAGCUACUGGAAGAACUCCUUCGAAAAGAUGAGAAAUAUCCAUGCAGAGGAUACAUGACUCUGUGGACAGAGCACCGGGACUUAAGAGGCAUUGGCUAUGGCCCUUUCACAGAAGAAGGAGAGAAAUGGUACAAACUACGAGCGGUGCUGAACAAACGCAUGCUUCAUCCAAAGGACUCGCUUCAGUAUGGAGAUGUGGUGAAUGCAGUGAUCACAGACUUCAUCAAACGCAUUUACUAUCUGCGGGAGAUGAGUCCUACAGGGGAUCUAGUCUCUAAUCUGACCAAUGAGCUUUACCGAUUCUCCCUUGAAGGGAUUGCGUCCAUUCUCUUCGAGACGCGCAUUGGCUGUCUGGAGAAAGAGAUUCCUGUUGAGACUCAAGAGUUUAUUAAUUCAAUUGCUCAAAUGUUCACCUACAGCAUGCACGUGGCCCUUCUGCCCAACUGGACCCGCAAUUACUUCCCAUUCUGGCAGAAGUACAUUGAUGGCUGGGAUGGCAUAUUCAAGUUCGGCACAAAAAUGAUUGACAUGAAGAUGGAGGCCAUUCAGAAGCGUGUAGAUACCAAUCAGGAGGUUGCUGGAGAGUAUCUCACAUACCUGCUUUCUAGUGGCAAGAUGAGCAGCAAAGAUGUUUAUGGAAGUGUAUCUGAGCUGCUGCUGGCUGGAGUCGACACAACCUCCAACACCAUGUUGUGGGCUCUUUAUCUUCUCUCAAAAGACCCAGCAGCUCAGGAGACUUUGUAUCAGGAGGUAACCAAGGUCUUAAAGGAUGACAGAAUCCCAACAGCAGAAGAAGUGAACAGCAUGCCUUUCCUCAAAGCCGUCAUCAAGGAAACAUUAAGACUGUAUCCGGUGGUGCCUGUAAAUUCCCGUCUUAUUGCAGAAACCGAAGUCGUCAUUGGUGAAUACUUUUUUCCUAAAAAGACAACAUUCAAUCUGUGCCACUAUGCAAUCAGCCAUGAUGAGAAAGUCUUCCCAGAACCACAGAAGUUCAAACCUGAGCGCUGGCUGCGAGACGGCAGAACCAGACCAAACCCGUUUGGGUCAAUCCCAUUUGGAUUUGGAGUCAGAGCCUGUGUCGGUCGUCGCAUUGCUGAACUGGAAAUGCAUCUGGCUUUGGCAAGGCUAAUCAAGUUGUUUGAAAUGCGACCAGACCCGACUGUAGGUGAAGUUAAGGCAAACUUUCGUUCAGUGCUUGUUCCUAACAAAAAGGUCAAUCUGCACUUUGUGGAGAGACAGAAGACUGAAACAUAGCUCAACUAGACAUGAGCUGCAUAUGUACAUAAGGAAUCAUCAGCUGAAGUGAUUCAUGUGAAUUUGUCAACGGCUUUAACUGAAUAUGAUUCUUCUGUUCUUUGUUAAAGACCCUGUACAAGAGUAUGAAGAAUAUACUUUGUCACUCAAUAAUAUUUAUUUUAUUUUGAUAAUAGCCAUGAAAAUAUUUUAUAUAUGUAAAAAUCAAUUAAACUUUAUAAUGA
Messenger RNA from Danio rerio (zebrafish), 1899 nucleotides. The record is from RefSeq and is a predicted model, not a curated record. NCBI's taxonomy places the organism in Eukaryota, Metazoa, Chordata, Actinopteri, Cypriniformes, Danionidae.